Messenger RNA from Alternaria infectoria, 3351 nucleotides. RefSeq lists its product as uncharacterized. Bases 1 to 3351 code for a protein of 1116 amino acids. Lineage: Eukaryota; Fungi; Ascomycota; Dothideomycetes; Pleosporales; Pleosporaceae. The transcript has 5 exons. Gene Ontology annotation, molecular function: protein binding. The record is from RefSeq and is a predicted model, not a curated record.
AUGUUACAGGAUGUCAGCGAUCUCCCCGACAUCGAUAAGAGCAUCGAAAAGCGGAAAACUGCGAAGACCAGCAGUGCCAGCAGUGCCAGCAUCGCAUCUUUCGGCUCAUCUAUAGGCCGAAGAUUCAGCUUCAAAUCGUUCUCUAGUCGCAAACCAACGACCAAAGUCGAGAAGCCACGGAACGAAUUUGGCCUAAAUACUGUAUACGAACCGGACGAAACUUCGGCAGUCAUCGCAGACCUUGUUUUUGUGCAUGGUCUCGGCGGUGGUUCCAGCACAACAUGGUGUCUCAAGCAAGACGCCGAUUACUUUUGGCCAAAAGAGUGGUUACCUAAAGACCCAGACUUCAAAGGAGUCCGUAUCCACAGCUUUGGAUACAACGCGAAUUGGGCCACCUGGCUGAAGAGUCCGGUCGACAUCCAUGCUUUCGGUCAGUCUUUAGUCGAAGACCUGAGGAGCGAUCCAAAGAUCAAUAAUCUGGAUAGUCGCAUUAUCCUUGUAGGGCAUAGCAUGGGUGGUUUAGUGAUCAAGAAAGCAUGCGUCUUAUCUAAGACUAAUCCGGAUUACAGCGACAUCGCUAACCGAUUACAUUCGUUGUAUUUCCUGGGUACUCCCCACCGAGGCUCGAAUCUCGCUGGUUACGCUGAAGAACGCAUCCAGUUGUUAAAUGCGAACCAUCGCGAUCUAGCCAAGUUCGAGACUACACUGGACUCAAACUACAGGUCUCUAAGAAACCGUCUGGCAUCAACAAUCGAUCAGAUAAGGCUCGAAAUGCAGAAGCAAACAACACCAUCGAAUUUCUCAAGUAUGGGGAUUGGUAUCAAAACUCCCGAUGCGUCGGUACUGCGAUCUUUACCAGAGCUGUAUCAAAGUAGGGCGAACGAGAUGGAGGAGAUCGCUAAUUUUCGGGAGUGGCGGUCGCCACCAGCACCUCGCUAUUUCUGGCUGAAGGGGACACCGGCGUCGGGGAAGUCAAUGCUCGCAAGUUAUGUUAUUGAGUUCUUACAAGACAGCCCCGUAUGUCACUACUUCUUCAACAAAGGUGAUAAGACCGACAACAACGUGAGCAGCUUUCUACGCUCCAUGGCGCUACAGAUGGCUCAGAUCAACCCUGUCGUUCGUAGCGCGAUUUUCCGGCUUUCACAGAAAGGUCCACCCAUCGAUGCUCGCAACCAGAGAACCAUCUGGAACACUGUUUUCACGAGCUGUGUGUUUCACGUUACAUUCCCUACCCCUCAUUAUUGGGUGGUUGAUGCAUUAGACGAAGCAGCCGACAGGGGCACAUUAAAUGAAUGUUUCAGUCUACUGUCCAAGAUCGACGAAAACAUCCCACUGAAGAUCUUCGUCACCAGUCGACCAGAUCCCGCAUUGGAUGAUUUGUUCGUGCAGCUUCCUCUGGUGCAAGAAUACAUAUCGCCAGAGGAUUUGUUGCCCGAUAUCUCCUCAAUUUCCGAUGGCUCACCGCUACACCAGGUCCCCUGGAUUGACGCUUUCUCUGAAGACACAGACUCAGGCUUUGCACCAUCUCCGUCUGCGGCCAGGCUAUCUACAGAACAACAAACACUUGCGAUAGUCUAUCGAAGCAAGCCGGUACAGCUGUGGUCUCUGGACAAGCAGCACCGUAUCGGGGCUUGCUUGAGACCGGCAACGCACAGGAAUGACAAGGGAGGCCACACCGUCAACUGUGUAGUCUUCAAUACCAGCUCUGCAAACCCACGACUUCUGGUGUCAUAUUGGGACGACAUCCUGGUCAAGUUCGAUAGUAGGACUUGCAAGCCGCUCCUCACAACUGCGACAUGCGUUACGAAGAUAGCUAUGUCUUGUAAUGAAAAGACCUUUGCUGGAAGCGACGGCAAUGGCGGGAUCAAGAUUUUCGAUUUCGAGACGCUCCAACCUCUUCACAACAUACAUAUACAAGGAGAUCCGGUAUCGUCGCUCGCCUUCACUAGCGACAGCCUGCGCAUCGUGGAUUCGCGGGGUACGCAAGCCAAUGUCUGGGAGCCACUCGUCCUCUUCGGGCAAGACACUGAAGCUCUCUCCAGCGAGCCUAGCGAAUCUGUGCACCAAAUAGUAGACGACAUUGUUGAAUCUGUUGUCAACGAGUCUGCUAUCAUAACCACCCUGCACUGUUGCGAUCAAAGUGGUAUGGCUUUCUGCGGGCGCAACGACGGACGUGUCGAUACCUGCAACCUCGACGACCCCGAGAACACUAUGCGCAACCUAUACAAGCAUGGUGGGUCCUUCAUUAGUAUUACAUGCAUGGACUGGAGUCCUAGAGCGCGUGUGAUAGCGAGUGCAGACUCUGCAGGAAAGUUUUGUAUCAUGAAAAUCACGACUGGCACACGGAGAGAAUGGAGCGCUGAGAUGAUGGUCCAGUCGAGGUUAGGCCAAGGCUGUAUUAUACGACAGAUCCUCGUCCACCCUGAGGGUUCGUUCGUACUUGUUUCCUCAUCAGAGGCGGACUCUAUAUGGUCAUUAUCAACCAAGGAGCAAGUAGCGUCACUUGACAGGCGCGAGCGCAUAUCUUGGAAAUGGUUUGUUCGGCCAUCCGCUCCGUCACAACUGCUUCUUUUUGAGGACAAGAUCCUGCGGCUUUUCAGAUGGGAGGACCUCCACCAGAUCGCUGCCUCUGAAAACCCCGUGGUGCCGAUCGAAAUGGAGAGGCGCAUGUCCGGGGAACAAGCAGACGCGGAUGCCAUCUCUGUCUCAAGCGAAGGCGAUGACCUGGUCAUUCUGCAGCGAUCGCAAACCGUGCAGCAGAGUGUACCGGGCCUGCGACCCCAGUCUAAUGACGUUAUGAUGACCAAGAUACGCGUCUUUGAUCUGACUACUCUGGAUCCCGAGUCGACUGAUAUCGGAGGCUCGUCGUCGCCUGACAUGUCAAUUGACAGCGCGGCACAGUCUCUUGUCUUCUUGAACCCCAAGCCAUCUUCAACCCUGGGUAUUCCUCUAUCGCCAACGGCUACGCCCAAUGUCCCAUUCACUUAUCCUUUCGGAGGCGUUCGUAGCAAGUCCUAUACUCGCUGGUCUUCCAUUAGAGAUGUCGCUGAUAUACCCGAUGUGGAGAGAAUCAUUGGUACGGUGAAAAAGUUCGAUUGGUGGCAUCUUAUUUUCCUUUCCAAGAUGGGGUGGGUCUGCUCGGUUCAGAUCGGGGAAGGCGGUCGCAAAGUCCUCGACCAAUUCCAGAAGCACUUCUUUGUACCAUCGGUUUGGCGCACAGGCAACUCGCCUCUUAUCGCCAAGGUACGGCGGAGCCACGACAUCGUGAUCGUACACCAAGAUGGCGUUAUUGUGGUCAAGAAUGGGUUAGACAACGGAGAGCAUGUGUCCUUCUCUUUGAGUACGCUAUAA